AUGGGGAAUGCAGAUGCUCUGUCGAGACUGCCAGUCGAUCAGGCUUCCAGUAGAGUUCUUGCGGAGUUACAUGCCGAACACCAAGGUAUUGUACGCACAAAGGCAAUUGCUCGUACUUUUGUGUGGUGGCCUGGUAUUGACAAUGACAUUACGACUUAUGUAAGAAAUUGUGAGGGAUGUGCAUUCCAGCAGAACAAUCCAGCUCCCUGUAAGACACACCCUUGGAGACACCUAGUACUCCAUGGCAGAGAGUACACAUUGCUUUGCAGGUCCUUUUCGAGGUCACACUUUCUUGAUUGUGUUGACUCAUUUAGUAAGUGGCCUGAAGUUAUACCAAUGACCUCUACAACUGCAUAUAGCACCGUGAGAGUGCUCAUGUCCCUAUUUGCAACACAUGGUAUUCCUGAGCAAAUUGUGUCGGAUAACGGACCUCAGUUUGUUUCAAGUGAGUUUGAUAGUUUUUGUAAGGGGAACAACAUCAAACACAUUCGUAGUGCUCCGUAG
Messenger RNA from Penaeus vannamei (Pacific white shrimp), 504 nucleotides. NCBI's taxonomy places the organism in Eukaryota, Metazoa, Arthropoda, Malacostraca, Decapoda, Penaeidae. The record is from RefSeq and is a predicted model, not a curated record.